CACUGUUGACUUUUGUACUCGUUUAACACCGACGAACCUAGGACCAUUGCGUUCCUUUUACUCUGUUAUUGAGCAAGAGGGAGUACGACGUAGCAAACGUAGCGGAAGUGACAUUAUCGGGACCCAAACUCGACUCCUAUGGCGGAAACAAGACGACUGGGGGGUCAUAAAGCGACUGCCACAUGCUGCAUCGCUUCCCGGAGCCGCCCUGGCCUAGUAGCUACUGCGGCUGAGGAUGGCAACGUUUGCUGGUUUGAUAUGCGGUGCAAAGAUAUGAUUUUUACUACGGAUGUUGGGAAUCAUUAUCCAAUUUCGUCAAUCUGUUUCAACCCAGGAAAUGAAGAUAUAAUUUAUGCAUCAUCAGGAAAUGAAGUCAAGUGUUUCGAAGUGAAUAUGGGCAAGUCAUCAAAACCAUUGGAGAGCUACAAUUACAACAAGGAUGAAAUAAAUCAGAUUGCUUGCACUGUAAGUUCAUCUUUCCUUGCUGCAGCAGAUGACAGUGGAGAUGUCAAGAUUGUUGAUAUCCGUCGACAUUGCCUUUAUAAGACUCUAAGAGCAGGUCAUACAAGUAUUUGUAGCAGUGUGCAAUUUAUUCCCUGGAGACCUUGGGAAGUCGUUACUGGCGGCCUUGAUUCAAAGCUUGUUGUAUGGGACUUCUCAAAGGGGCGACCUAAGAAUAUUGUGGACUUCGAUGCGAAAAAUAAAGAGAACCAGGGACAGUGCUUGAACCCUUCUUUUGUCCACGCACUGGCACUUCCUGAAGUUGACAUGGUGGAUAAAGUGGGAAAGUAUUGUGCUGUGGCUAGGGGCGAUGGUGUUGUUGAUAUCUUGAAUAUCGAUUCGGAUCUCAGUUCUUCUUCUAAACCAUCAAAGCGCUCUUCUAAACCCAAGGAAGCUUCCCAAGUAGGGAACUUGAGACUAGAUCACACUCUAGGAGGGCAUACUGCCGCAGUUUCCUGUGUCGCAUUUUCACUGUUUGGAGGAGAGAAGGGGAAGUUUGUAGUUUCGGGUGGGAACGACAGGCAAAUAAGGAUUUGGGAUUGGUUAAAAGCUGUUAGUGAUGAUGGAACAACCACCAGCGCAGAUGUUUUGCAUCUCAAAUUAAAUUUAAGCAGAAAAGUGAACUGGCUUUGUACUGCCCCGAUCGACUCCGAUAAUCUGGUUGUGUGUGAUACAUCUAAAAUGGUCAAGGUUUAUACAAUUGCCUGAAUGUUUUAUUGUAGCAUUUAUAAUUGCAUUAUUCCCAGAACAAGCUAGUCUGGGGUGAUAUUCAACUGCAAGGCUGGAGGGGUGGGAGUGAAGGUUUUACCAAAGUGGUAACUGAUGGGUGCAGAGAUGUGCGAGUUUCUAAAGAAGCCUGUGUGGGAUGGUGGGGGUGGGGGUGGGGUGGGGGGGUCCGCUUCGGAGGAAUUUUAGAGAGCAUCGAGAUAGUCGCUUAAAAUCUUAGUUGCAAAACACUUGAACCGUGAAAUCAUUGUAAUAUUUCUAACUUGCCCGCGCGCAGUCUUGUGACUUGAAAUUUAAACAUUAGAUGUGCAAGUGUACUUUAAAUUUAACUCCCACCCUAAAUAAAAUCCCAAAAAAUAAAUUAUUGUCUGCAUGAAUGCAUGACUGCAUUUAGUAGUACUCA
This is a messenger RNA of Cuscuta europaea, 1630 nucleotides long. NCBI's taxonomy places the organism in Eukaryota, Viridiplantae, Streptophyta, Magnoliopsida, Solanales, Convolvulaceae. The record is from the annotation of a GenBank genome assembly.